Drosophila simulans is the source of this 1724-nucleotide messenger RNA. RefSeq names its product serine protease snake. Gene Ontology annotation, biological process: proteolysis. The coding region runs from base 358 to 1647 and encodes 429 amino acids. NCBI's taxonomy places the organism in Eukaryota, Metazoa, Arthropoda, Insecta, Diptera, Drosophilidae. The transcript has 5 exons. Gene Ontology annotation, molecular function: serine-type endopeptidase activity. The record is from RefSeq and is a predicted model, not a curated record.
AGCUGCAAUAGAUAAUGAAAAUAGGUACUUAUGGUAAAGACUUUGUAUAUAUUUUUCAAAUUAAACUAUCAAACCCAGAAGAAUUCUUUUUUCUAGAAGACAAUGGACAGAGUAUUUCGAUUAGCUUCAAUAUUCGCGCCACCACUGUGCCCAAAACAAACCCUUGCUUGUUUUGGUGGAUUUUUUGUUUAAUGUAUUUUUAUUAAUUAAUGCGGGCGCUCAAUUAUAAAUUCGGCUGAAUUUCAAUAAAACCGUUUGCCAGCGACGCUGCGUUUCGAUUCCGCGUAGUGUGGAAUCCACUGUGGAUUGGAAGAUCCCAGUCGGAUUAAAUCGGUCAAUCGAGCAAGACCUAUUCAGAUGGCGGAUUGGAAGAUAUCUUGGGGCUGCAUCGCACUCUGUGUGCUCCUGUGCGUAUUCCGUGUGUGCGGACAGUGGGAGUUUCCUGCCCAGUAUCCGGAACCGUAUCCCAAUCCGAAUCCGAAUCCAGUGCCAGAUCCAACCAGGUGGGAUUUCAACAACUACAAUAGCUACGGUUACAACGGUCAGUGGGUGCCGGGCUAUUUUAAUAACUACGGCUAUUAUAGACCGCCGCCACCACCACCUCCUCCGCCAUGUGGAAGACCACCGCCUGGACCGCCACCGCCGGGCCCGCCUCCACCUGGUCCACCGCCCGGUUGCCCUGGAGGUCCGCCUCCGCCGCCGCAACGCCAAUGGAACAAUGGCCCCAGGCAGUGGGAACCACGUCGUCCGCCAGCCAAUCACCAUCGCAACUUCCACAACAUCUUCCUGAACACCGAAAGCAAAGUGGAUGGGGAGAACUACAACAAGACCGCGGAGACGGAGGAUUUGCACGACGACUUCAAUGGCCGAUCCAUUGUGGCACCUGGACAGUACCCGCACAUGGCCGCUCUGGGAUUCCGGAACGAGAACCACGAGAUCGACUACAAAUGCGGAGGAAGCCUCAUCAGCGAAGACUUCGUGCUCACAGCUGCUCAUUGCCUGAUUACUCAUGGCACCUCUCCCGACAUCGUGAAAAUCGGAGACAUUAAGCUCAAGGAGUGGGAGGACAACGUGGCGCCCCAAAGACGACGUGUUGCCAAGAUCUAUCUGCAUCCACUGUACAAUGCGAGUCUCAACUACCAUGACAUCGGUCUCAUCCAGCUGAAUCGUCCGGUGGAAUACACCUGGUUCGUGAGGCCAGUUCGCCUGUGGCCCAUGAACGACAUUCCAUACGGCAAGCUGCACACCAUGGGCUAUGGCUCCACGGGAUUCGCCCAGCCGCAGACGAACAUACUCACGGAACUGGAUCUCUCGGUGGUGCCCAUUGAGCAGUGCAACUCCAGUCUGCCCGCCGACGAAGGUUCUCCACACGGAUUACUCACAAGUCAGAUAUGCGCCCAUGACUAUGAGAAAAAUCGCGAUACUUGCCAGGGCGAUUCUGGAGGACCGCUUCAACUGAACUUGGAACGUCGGCGUCGAAGGCACAGAAGUCGUAGACACUAUCGCUACUACCUGGUGGGCAUCACUUCGUAUGGAGCCUAUUGUCGCAGUGAACUACCAGGUGUUUAUACGCGUGUUUCAUCCUAUAUCGAUUGGAUAGCAUCUAUAGUGUGGCCUAAUUAUUAUAGCGAAUUUACUAAUCAAUAAAAAACAGUCUGUAAAAUGUUACAAACAAAAAGUUAUAAAAAAAAGGAAAUUUAAAUUUAAAUUAAAGCAUAGCAAAA